CAUAAUUUCAGAUAUUUAAUUUUUAUGACGCCUCUUUUGAACUCUGGCCAAAAGGACAACUAGCUUUGUAACCAAGCCAGAACAAUCACUGUUCUUCUUCCGGUGGAAGCAAGAUGGCAGGCGGUUUUUGCAGGGCAGUUUCUUCCGCGCUGUUUGAGUAUAACACGAGCAAAGUGGUUCAUAUUCAAAGCAAGACAAUUGGGAUCAUCAACCGACUGGUUCAGCUAACUAUAAUUUGCUACAUCAUCAUGUAAGUAUUCAUUUUCUCUUGGUGUAGUUGGUUUUGAAAACUGCGACGUGCUCACAUUCAGCCCGCGAAUAACUGCAAAACUCAAGUUAUCAAAUUUGCGAGUGUAUUGUACUUGCAGAUUUAUAACAUUACUUAAAAUGUUAAAUAAAACUUGGUAUCAGUGACUGGUAUGCUUUCAGAUCUUUACCUCAAUUUUUCUUACCUCAGUGACAAUAAUAGUAGCUAACGUAGUCUUGCAAUUUGAGCUAAUUAGUCUCGCUUGCGUAAGAGGCAGGACUCAUACUCUGCAACCCAUUUUUCUUCGUAUUUAUGGCACAAAAGGGGGUUCAUUGUGCCAGGCGUUCCUAGUGGAGACUGUGGAAUCAGGGAAUAAGAAUCAUUGCAUGACCAAAGCCACCCACGUUUUGCGAAGAAAGCUUAGGACAGAUUAAAUUUAGAGCUUUUCCAAAACCUGUCGGUCCAUGAAUUCUGAUGCUUGAAAGCGUUGAUUACUUUGGAACAAGUGAACACUACUGAAUGGUCGGAAAAAAAUAAGAAUCCUUUUUAGCACAACUGCGAUGGUUGGGUGUUGUAAACUUUCAUUGUUUACAAAUGAAUCUUGUGAUGAGCAUACGCUUUAUUUUCGGCGAUGAUUGAAAUGAAGUGCCAUGUAAAUCACUUUUUUGAUUUUUGUCAAUGUAAUUUAUCUGGAAUUGAGGCCCUUGAAUUUUCGUGUAUUUAUACACGUGUACAUAUAGGCUGUGCCCACAGACCAACCCUUCAAGUUGCAACCAUUUUGGUUGCCAUGGUGCCUAAAACUUUAAAGCUGGCGACUUGAUUUGUAAAAAGUCUUGCUAAACCAAAAGAAUUGGUCACCAAAUGGCGACCAAGCAAAAACUUUAACUUGGAGGGUUGCAGACGAAUUUGCAUUCGUCACUAACACGUGUACUAAAAUCAGUUCAGCAACAAAUAAAAAGUAAAUAUCCUGAAGAAUACUCGACGUCGAUAAAGUAGGAAGUAAAAAACCUUAAGUGAGUAAAUCUUGUUUGGUUGAGAAUUAAUCACCUCCUCAUUUCUCGAUCUAAUCUCCAAGCAAGCGAGACUGAACGCUGCUGUAAGAGUGUUCUUGUUUGUUCAUUCUGGUCCAUUCAAAAAGAAAAAGGGACUAAAAAUAGCUUUUGAAAUCAACUAGACCCUCAUAAUAGGGAUACAUUUGGCUACACAAUAUCAUGGUCUAAUAUGUUGGAAAGUGGGAUGAAAAUCACAAUUUUCCCCUGCUUGGGUAAAAACAUACUCCUGCCUCUUUACAGGGUUUUCAUUAAGAAUUCUAGUAUAAGGAGAAAGGUGUAAUGGUACAGGAAAAUAUUUUGAUAGAGGCUCCACAUCUGAAUAAAAAAUAGUCAUAGGCUGUUUUUAUUCUUCGAGCCUGAAUGGGCUCUGAGUCAAUAGCCCAUGAGGACGAAGGCCAAAUGGGCUAUUAACUCAGAGGCCAUGAGGGCAAGAGGAAUAACUGUUUUAGUAAAAUCCACCUAGUUGGUCAAGAAUAUCAAGAAUAAAAAAAGUUUAUCUAGUUGAAGCUAGACUUUAUUCCUUUUCUGCUGCCAAAAAGCCCACGCUUUUCGCUACUAGUGGGCUAUAACAUAAAAAUAGCCUAGUAGUAGCUCAACCAAUCAGAACACAGCAUUGAUAAUAGACCACUAGUUGGAUUUUACCAGAAACCUUAUGAGUUUCUGAUUUUACUAACAAACGUUAGUAGAAGGAGCUACAACCAGUAGCAAAAAUGAUGAGACACUCCCACGGAAAAACGACCUUUCUUGCUUCAAAUCGCUCCUGGUCACAGGUCUGUAAAAUAUAAUACUGACCUCCCUCCUCCCUCCCAUUCAAAGUUGUUCCUCCAAGUUUUGAGUAUGGUCUUGUAUUGCUAGCAACUUUGAUAAGGGGUGGAGGGGGGAUCACAAGCACAAGAUCAUGGACAGGCCAUUUAUGGCAAAAUACGGUACAGUGUCUCAAGUACUUUUGCAACUGGUUGUCUCAUUAUUUUAAGGUUUACUUCAACAAGCGAUUUCCACGUCUUAGAUUCCCAAAACGAAGACUACAGCGACAUAAAUAAAUAGAAUGACACUUUGUGUUGCUUUUCCCAGCCGAUACAUCAUUGUCAUUGAUAUCAAACUGCCUAAAAAAGCGCUUAAGAAUGUCGUGACUUGUCAAUUUUGCCUCAGUUUUGUUGUAACGCAUGCGCCAUUAUCUAGCGUGACAUACCGUAAAGUUUCGGCGUUGUAAUUAAACUCUGAGAAGCGCGAAUGCAUAAUAACAGCAUAAUUUUCCUUUUCUUGUUAUUUCGAGAUACUAUAGUUGCGAAUAAAGUUGCCAAACCUUCAUUUUCACCCCUGUAUCUGUAACGCAAUGACAUUUGAUAUGCAAUGGCGUUAUGUAAUCGGUAUACCGCGUGACUUAUUUUUCAACAUCGCUGUUAAAGUAAAACCAUUCAGUUUUUUUUCGUCUACUUCAGUGAAAAUAAGAUGGUUAUUAAAGUCGGUUAGAGCUAGAGAGCAGAAAAAGUUGUGUGCUAUGUUAAUUUCUAUUUUCGGACGGUCUACCAUCAUCCACGGUCUACCAUUCUGCAACAGUAACAAAUAGAAUAUAUUAUUAUAUUUAUCUCAUAUGAUGGUAGACCGUGUAGACCGUGUAGACCGUUGAAGCAUGUAAAUUCCUGACAUUGCUGUGCUGGAAAAUUGCUUUUCUUGGGGAUAGUGUCUUCCUUUUUGCAAAGAAAUAAAUGUCCUUACCAAGUACAGAACUACAAAGCCACGUUAUAUGCGAGCUCUCGCGAAUAUGUUACUGAAAUACGCACGUGAAUUUUCAUUAUCUGAUGCCUAUAGCCACACUCGGGCUUCAAAAUCGAAACAAAGUUGUAAGACGACCAAAGAGUAAACACAAAUCCAAACUUGUGUUAAGUAAAGUGAAGUCGCCAACAGCUGCUUUUUAGCGUAACUUUUCUUUCCUGUAAAUGGCAGGCGAUAAAAGAGGAACCACGUCCACGUACUUAUCGGAAACAACAACAAAAAGCUAUCUCCUUGAUCUAGCGGGGCAUCUUACGUCACUUUCCUUCCAUAAAUAAACAUCUUUUAACCGAGUGCGAAGAAAAUAUAUUAUUUUUCGCAUCUCUGUAGCGUUUUAGGACCAAAAACCCCUUUCGUUGCAGCUUACUUAAGAUGGUGUGGCAUCUUUUGCCACGUGCUUCCUUUAAAAGCCCAAGUUGUUGCAUAUUACCACAUAAACAAAAGGGCCGAGAACUGCCGUUUUUGUCUCGCCAUUUUUAAACAGGCAAACCGACAAAAAUGAAAUACUGUUUUUUAUAACCACCUCCUUAGAUGCUAAGAGUGCACCACGUUUUACCCCGUUUAAUAAUCGUGCACCACGGCUAUAGGGGUAUGAAGGACUCAGACAACCAGUUGCAAAAAUGAUGCGACACUCCCACGGAAAAACGACCUUUCUUGCUUCAAAUCGCUCCUGGUCACAGGUCUGUAAAAUAUAAUACUGAUCUCCCUCCUCCCUCCCAUUCAAAGUUGUUCCUCCAAGUUUUGAGUAUGGUCUUGUAUUGCUAGCAACUUUGAUAAGGGGUGGAGGGGGGAUCACAAGCACAAGAUCAUGGACAGGCCAUUUAUGCCAAAAUACGGUACAGUGUCUCAAGUACUUUUGCAACUGGUUGUAGCAUCUCAUUUAUUGAUGCACAAAAUGAAAAGAGCAUAGAGUGUUAGGAGAAACUACAAUAGUAACUAAAUUAAAAAAAUUAUUCACCAAAAAAUUCUUUUUGAAAGAAACAACUUUGCAAAGAAUGAUUUGCACACACCAUAGCCCACACAGCUGGCACAGAUGACAACACUCACCUCUUUUCCCUACUAUCAGUCAACAAAUUCAAACGUUCUCUCUUUAAUUUAUGUUAUAAAACACAUGGUUAGUGCUUUAUCGUGUACUGUUAAGUUAUGGAUGCACUUGAGAGACAUCCUGGGGGGAUUGCUAAACUCACGAGGUAUAGUUUAUUUGCGUCAUCAAGGUGCUCAAUGGGAAUAUGUAGCACUCUUGGGCUAUUGAAUUUGAUUAGGUGAAUGUUCUAGCUAUGUUAUAAAAGAUCGUAGAUUUUAUUUAUUUCAAUAAUUAUGGCAUGCAGCAUUUAUUAACAGUCAACAUUAAUUCCCUUUCCCUCCCAUGGCCAGGACAUAGUGUGGAGUAAGUGGGGAAUUUACUCUUACAGGAACAAAGAAAUGGUGUAGGUCAAAGAUCACUGAGGCUUGGAUGAGGCUAAUAUCUUCCAAGGAGGACUGCCAUGGGUCUAGAAAAGUGAUACUAAAAGAGUGGGAGACAAGGAUUGUCUAAACGUGCUUAAAGUGAAUGUUUUAAAUGUGGCAGUGUUAGCUUAGUCGGUAGAGUGUGUUGACUGCAGUGUGGGAGGUCGCGGGUUCGAUUCCCCGGGGCCGGACCAAUACUCAGGGUCUUAAAAUAGGUACUGCCCUUGCACCGCAAAUGGCUAGACCCUCGUGUGACUCGGAUGACCACAUAAAAUGGCGGCCCCAUCUCCAGUUGGAGACGUAAAAUAUAGUGUCCCCAAUUAGUACUUUCGUGCUAAUUACAUUGACACUCAAAUAAAGUGCAUUCUUCAUUUGCCAGCCAUGCACCAUAAAUUGGUGCUGUGUGAUAUAGUGUUGUCUUGAGUACAUGUAAGUUAACCAACUUUGAUCAAAACCUUUUUAGCUACGUCAUAAUAUAUGAGAAAGGCUACCAAGAAACCCAGACACCAUACAGUGCAGUAACAACAAAAGUGAAAGGAACUUCAUGGACCAACUUGACAAGCGCAUUGAAGCAUAGUAAUUUUUCACUGUAUGAUGGUAUGUUUGUAUGGGAUUCAUCUGACUACAUCGUACCACCAGAGGUAAUUUGUCUUUCUUCUUCAACAGCCUUUUCCACAGACUUGUGAUUUUUUGUGUGAGUUUUGCUAAGAAAUUCUGGUCAUUUCUUCAGUUAGCAAUUUUAAGAGUAUAGAAUGGUCUAUCCAAAAAUGGCGAGUAUUGUAAAAUAUUGGCUAACGGAGUCUGGCAUUCUUAUUCUUAGAAACUUGGACUUGCUAGGAUUAAGAUAGCACUGAAUUUUGAAAAUUGGUCUUAAAGUCUGGUAAAAUCUAUAUUAGCUAAGUGUACUUUUAAUGUUAUUUCGCUUGGCAGCAAAUUAUGGACUGUGAAAUGCAGUGCAUCAAAGAGUUCAUUUUUUUAAUGUGUUAGGAAUCAUGGUCAUUUUAAAUCUUUUCAGCUGUUUUUUGUUUCUUUUUUCAUAUUUUUGUUCUCUUAUUUGUCUGUGUCUACAGAAAUGUGUUUCCAUUUCUCUAUACCUACUCCAUGGAGGGUCAGUAAAAAUUUGAUAGGGGAGAGAGGUCUUAAAUGCUAACUUUAAAAGGAAAAACAAAGAAACUAAACUGGAAUUUUCGGAGGGAUUGGGGAGUUUAAACCAAUAAACUUCUGUGGGGAAGAGUAAGGAUAUUUUUUGGAACAAAACAAUGCCAAAAAAGGAGGAAAAAAGAACUUGGUGGACUUCGCAUUAAUGGCAAAGAACAGGUACACUGCAUUUCUGCUAACAAUGAAUUCUUUAUGUCUCAGGAAAAUGGAGCUUUCUUUGUGAUGACAAACAUGAUUAUUACACCUGAUCAGACACAAGGCAAGUGCCCUGAAGACCCUAAUGAGAAGGAUGUGAUCUGUAAAAGUGACAGCGACUGUCAGGCCAUGGAACCAGUCAAGUAUGGACAUGGUGAGUUUUGGUAGAAAAUAUAAGCUUCUAUUUGUAGAGUCAUUAAUGGUGAGUGAGAAGAUCUUUGGCAUCCAGGGUUUGUAGACUAUUAGCUUAUCAUCUUGUUGUUUUUUUUUACUUGAUCAGCUUGCAUACUUUAUUAUUUUAAUAAAGUAAAGAAUGAUCCUUGCAUUUGUUAACUCAAUGUAUGCAAUUGCAUAAGAGAAGCCUGAAUGAAUGAAUGCUUUAUUAGCUACUACUGAAAAUUAAUUUUUGGUUUAGGCAUCAAGACAGGAAAAUGUAUUCAAGCAGAUCGUGGUACACCCAGGAAAAAUGUCUGUGAGAUUUACUCAUGGUGUCCAGUUGAGCUUGAUAUUCUGCCAAUGCCAAACUUCAACCUCACGUAAGAUCCUUUAAAUUAACUCUUUUAAGUCCCAAUAGUGACCAACAUCAAUUUUCUCCUAACAGUAUCCAUACAAUGUCAAGAGAUUAGGUUACGAGAAUUAAUAAAAUGAUCACCUAAGGGAAAAUGCCUUGAUCUUUUAUCAAAUUCUCUCAACUCAUUCUUUAAGGAAAUGUAUAGAGAUCAGUUUGGAGAAUUUGUACAUGUAUAUUGGGGCCCAAGGGGUUAAUAGCAUUUUUUUCAUGUACCUUAUUCUAGGAGAUAACACUCCAUAAAAUUAAUAAUCUAAGGUGUUGGAAAUAAACGCAAAUCAACACACAUUUAGUGGAAAACAACUUUUAUUGUUCCCUAUUGUUUCUCUACAGAAAAGGAGACCCUCUUUUGAAAACGGAAGAUUUUACAGUGUUGAUAAAAAACAGUGUCCAGUGGCCAAAGUUUAAGGAGUCGGCGUAUGUACUAAUUCACUUAAGAAAUGUUCCUGUAAUUUAUAUUUUAUCAAAUGUCUUGAUACUUAUGGUGAUGGUGAUUAUCUGUGGUAGUGAAAUAAUGCAGGGCCAGGCAAAAUGUAGUGCUACAUUGCUCCAACAUAUGCAAUAGACCAUUCAAAGUUUUUUUCAACUUUUGACAUGGAAAAGUUAGGGAAAAUCCAUCAACACCACUGGAAAGAGCCCCUGUAAAUUAGUAAAACUGCCAAGUUUGAAUGUGAUUUGUUGAAAACUAAUGAAGAAAUAGCUUCCAGUGUGCAAAGAAAGUAGUGUCCAAUAGCCCGGGGCUAGUGGAUUUGGCUAUUGGGCUAGCAAAUUCUGUUCUUAACUUGCCCGACGGGCAAGUGAAGUAUUUUGAGGAAUUCAACUGACAGAAGAACUGUGAAAUCAAUUCUGCUCAUCAAAAAAUUUUGGGGGCUAGUUGAAAUGACGUUUGGGCUAGUAAAUUUUAGCUUCAGCUUGCCCUGGGCAUGCUACAAAAAUUAUUACUUUCUUUGCACCCUGGCUUCUCAAAGUCACAAAAUGUUACAGACGUUUGUAUGGUGGGGAGGGGGGGGGAGGGCACCAUACAAAUAUCUGUAAAUUUUUGCAACUGCCCAGAGCCAUAUCUUUGCUUACUAAGGAUGUAUCACUUUCAAAAAUGGCAAUUUCACUAAUUUUACUUAAGGCACUUUUUCCAGUGGUGUCGAUGGAUUUUCCCUAGGUGGUCCAUGUCGAAAGUUGAAAAAACCUUGGAAGGGUUCUAUAUAGUCUGGGAUGGUGCAGCAUGGUGGAAUAACCCAUUGGGCAAAUAUAAGGAUUGCAGGGUGAGAUUGUAAGAUCUUAUCUGUAGCUCACCCAUUUUGAAACAGUUAUUGGAUGAGGUUUUUGUGAUAUCCAGAAUAAUCAAGGUAGAGGUGUAAGUGUUUGGUCUUGGCUGAUAACACUUACAAAGACCUUGAUUACUUGGAAUAUAAUAAAAACUGAAUCCAAUAAUCAUUUUUAUGAUACAUUGUUUUGAAGAAAAUAAAAACAAAAUUACACUGUUGCAUCAAACACAAUUCAACAGUACUGUUAGAAAUCGUGCAUUGAACACUCAUAGCAGCCUGGAGGUAAGUCAGCUACCUGCUAGUUGUUAACUAGCUUCCCUCCCCCCAUACCCCAGAUAGGAAUGAUUAAGACUAUAAAUAAAACGUCUCAAGCUGAGGUCAGCUCUAACAAUGCAGUUUACAAUCAGUCCUGCAGGGGCAAAUUUUUAACUAGCCUCCCACGCAAACGUUCUUAGGGGUUCGUCACGCGUUCCUGCCCCACGAACGUCUGCUGACUUGAGUGGAAAAAAACGUAGACCAAUCACAGCAGACUUCCAGAUCUGGGAAGUGCACUUUGGACCCGGAUAAAUUUCGCGCUUGACUUUAUAGCUACAGAAAAGAUCAGAAAGGUCUCAUUAAAGGUAAAGACCUUACAGUUUUAGAACAAACUACUCAGUUAACUCACAAGCGUUCUUACUAGUGGCUACCCUCACAAUCUCAUUGAAAAAAUUACCUUGGAGGUUAAAUUUGCUGAAUGGAAGUUGGCUUUACUACAAAACAAUAACGUGUGAAAAAAAAUUCUGCCUUUUGUUCAGUCUUACAAGGUAACCCCACUGUUGCAUCACCCAAAGAACAACUUAAUGAGCAUAAUGAGCAAACAACAUCUAAUCCAGCCUUUACAGAGAUACAACAACCCAUCACUUAUCUCCUAGAUUUUUGUCUGGAGCAAAAACCUUUGGUCACGUAUCACACUCUACAGAGCUUGUACGUAUGUGUUUGGCUUGUCAACACUUUGACUUCAACAGAGCCGAUUGGAUCUCCGAUAAUCUACAUGUGAUCUCCAGCUGAUAUUUGCGAACAAUGGGAAAGGAAUUUGUCUUUCAGUACAGCAGACGUUCGUGGGCCAGGAACGCGUGACGAACCCCAAAGAAUGUCUGCUUGGGAGGCUAAUUUUUAACAGGCACUGAGGGUAUCUUUCUGAUUGGGGUUCCAGGCUUAUCCUUUGAAUUGAAAUUUUUCUUAUACUAUGUAGUUGACAUUUUAAAGAUGUUCUUAUAAAGUUUGGUUUGUUCUGAAAUACCUGUGUCAACAAUGCUAGUUUCAGCCAAUUUAAGGCACUUUUGGAGACAAUGUAAUGAAACUGUGAAAGGGUGGUUGAGUAUGAUCGUCCGGGUGAACAUGGUCACUGUCAACAACAACAGUCCUAUUCAGGACUACAUUCACCUGGAUGCUCAUGCUCAACUGACUUAUGACAAUGUAACGAGUUUCAGUCAAUAAUAUAAAUAGCUCAAAAAACAGCUGAUAUCAUCCUAAACUGACCUUUUAACUGUAGUUUCUAACAAAAUAAUUGGUGGGUUAGAGGUGCUUUUAGGUAUACAGAAAGGUACUGUAGUGUGUGUGUGUGUUGGGGGGGGAGGUGUUCCUUUGGCAUGUGCUCUUUCAGAUCCUCAGAUAUGUUAUUUUUGGCAAUCUGGCAGAAUUUUGCAUUACAGAUGCCAUCACUACAACAGUUAAAUUUUUUUGGUGAUUUAACACAAUAUUUUUCUCAUCUGGGCUCCCUCUUUGAACCUUAUUUUUUAAAAUUAAUUAAUUAAGUUAUUGUUUUAUUUAAAAUUAAUAUUGCUUGCAUCUUUGUCUCACAGGCGAAAUAUUCCACCCAAUAAAAAGGAAUCUUAUCUAAAGAGUUGUACUUAUAACCCUAAGACUGACCCUCUCUGCCCGAUUAUCAAGCUGGGAACCAUCGUUAAAGAAGCAGGGGAAGACUACAAGAAACUGGCUUAUAAGGUAAAAGAAAAUGUCUUAAGCACCAAAAUUUGUGUAAUUUAUAAGAUCCCCUGGUGGAGAUAGGGCUGCUGCAAAUGAGGUUGGUGUUUUCUCUUUUUUCAUGUUGUUUUUCAUUAUUAUUUUCUCUUUCUCUCUUCAGGGCGGUGUAAUGGCCAUUAUCAUUGACUGGGAUUGUGAUUUUGAUCCUUUAACUUAUUCUUGUCAGCCCAAGUACUCAUUCAGAAGGUAUUUAUUAUGGUACAUAUAAAGCAGUUCCUAAUAAAUUUGCAUGUACAGUCUAAGCUAUUCAAGAAACAUAUCAAUGUUUUACUAUAGGACUGAUGUUAUUAACCUUAACUUGAUCCAUACUUCAAUGUUGAUUUGUUGUGUUUAUCUUUCUCGUUUUUUAGACUUGAUGAUGCUAAUGCUGCAAUUGCUGCUGGGUAUAAUUUCAGGUAUCUAAUCAGCCUGAGCAAGGGCAAGUUCUAGCAGGCUUUAUAACUUAUUUGUGUUUUACUGGAGUUGGCAUUGAUUUCUAUUAUUUUUAUCUGCAGCAAAUUUCGAUACGUUUUGUUCAUAUUCUCUUUUCCAAGAUAUGCCAGAUACUAUGAAAAGGAUGGCAAGUUACACCGAACCUUAUUCAAAGCUUAUGGAAUUCACUUUGACGUUAUGGUUUAUGGCCAGGUAAUGAACAUUAUGUGACUGGCUACAAAAUUGCAUGCCAUUUUUUCAAGAAACAAAUGUUACUUGUUUACACAUGUUUACCAGUACCUGAUCAAAUUACAUGCACGUGCUUCAAGUUCUGAUCGGUUUGUAAGCCAUGUUCUGCUAUGAAAGGAGCCAGAUUUUCCAAAAGUUUCUUCUAAAACCAGUUUUCUGUUUGGUACUUCCUUGAAAUUGCCUGCAAUUCUUUGUGCAUAUGAUAAUUUGUUGCUUGUAUACACGAUAACUUAUUAACUACAUUAGCUAUUAAAUGUAAAGUUGUGGGAAGUUUAGCAGGACCUUGGCUGAUCAUUUUUUUCCCACAAUAAAAAAUUUACAGCAUUCAGAGGCCUCAAUAAUGAACGAUUAUUCCGUAUAUUUUAUUCUCAUGCUGUAUGUUUUCUUUUUCAGGGUGGUAAAUUUAGCGUUGUACCAUUAUUUGUCAAUAUAGGCUCUGGUCUCGCUCUUUUAGGAAUCGUAAGUUGAUAUUUUUUACUACAAAGUUCUCUUGGCGUCCAUGAAUUACACCCAUUUGCUCUUCAACAGUUUUCAGAUGUAUAUCUAGACUGCAAACCACUUUCUUGUUCUGUUUGUUUUUUCCAGGCAACAGUGUUGUGUGAUAUAGUUGUACUAUAUGUAGUAAAACGAAAGUCAUACUACAGAGAGAAAAAGUACCAGUAUGUUAAUGAUCCAGAUGAAAGCGGGUCUGAGGUAAGAAAGCUC
Molecule: messenger RNA, 11085 nt
Organism: Porites lobata
Lineage: Eukaryota; Metazoa; Cnidaria; Anthozoa; Scleractinia; Poritidae
Source: the annotation of a GenBank genome assembly